AUGAAGUCUCUACCAACAGCAUUCACGUCUCCACCGCUCAUGGAAGGCCUCGUAUCGUCUCUCCACCGUGUCCUUGGACCCAGAUCGUCCCCGACCGCAAUCCAAGCUCUGUCCAUCAAGCAUAUCGUCUCCACGCUGCAAGUCCACGUACCGGACCGCGAACAGGCCCGUCGGUGGCGGGAGUUCCUCCUGGCGUCCGAGACUGGCUCUGGUAAAUCAUUUGCGUACCUACUACCGCUGCUGCAAGACCUGAAGAUGACGGAGUCGAAUCCGUUCCCUGAUCAAGUUCGCGAGACUCGCUCUCGGGCGUCGAUCAACCCUCGAGCUAUCGUGCUGGCGCCGACACACGAGCUGUCCCGGCAGCUGACGUCUUUCGCAAAGUCUGUCUCUCAUGACAUUAAACUAAGGAUUCUCUCUGCGUCGCGCUCUAAUGUGCCAAAUAUCUCUUCAGCCAAGUCCGCGUCGCAGAUGGCGAGAGACCUAGACAGGAUAUUUGGCGAGGGCGAGGCUGGUUCUGAGCUCGAGCUGAAAGGCCGGGGUAAUGCGCAGGAUCGCGACGUGGACGUUCUGGUCAGCACACCCAUGAAAUUGCUCGAGAUGCUCAGAGGGAGGUACUGGCGCGAGGAGCGUCCGAGAUUCCCUGGACAAAAUAACGAGAAGAAACCAGAGGUGGGAUUUGAGAGGGUAGAAUGGGUCGUCGUGGAUGAAGCCGACGUGCUCUUCGAUCCCGACUUCAGGACGUUCACCCAAGACCUGCUGUCGGACAUUAGCAAACAACGCGGCCACCCAGUCUCGCAUAUCCUGGAUCCGAAGGCAAAUAUAGCCGCGGGCCCUGUCCACUACCCAUUCCACUUACUGCUCACGACCGCCACCAUACCUGCGAUGCUGAACUCGUACCUGGAGAAAUUCCACUCGUCGAUGACGCGCCUCGCGUCGCCCAACCUGCACCGUUUACCCCGGACGCUGAAAAGGGAGACGGUAGGCACGUCGAGCGGGAACAGGAACGCCGACGUCGAGAAGCGUAUAAAACAGGUAUGGGCGGAGGACGCGGCUGAGGGCCGAGAGUUGUCCCGGAUCGUCGUCUUUUGCAAUCGCUCGACGAAGGUGCACGACCUGUGCGCGUACCUGCAAAAGGAAGGCGUCAAGUGCGUGGAGAUCACUAGUACGGGCGAGCAGAGGCUGCGCGGCUCCAACAAGCAUCUCGCUGGGUUCCUCAAGAAUACAUCUCCGGUCGUGGCUGAUGGGGACGAUGCUGACAUCCCGCGCGUGCUGGUGACAACGUCGCUGUUGUCGCGUGGCUUGGAUUUCUCGCCUUCGGUGUCCCAUGUCUUUAUCAUGGACGAACCGAGGAAUAAGGUCGAUUUCUUGCAUAGAGCGGGGAGGACGGCGCGGGCUGGUGGGAGAGGGACAGUGGUGAUAUUUGGGAAGGGUAAAAGAGCCGCCGACUUGGAUAGGGACCUGAAAAAGGUCAGAUAUUAA
This is a messenger RNA of Gloeophyllum trabeum ATCC 11539, 1479 nucleotides long. RefSeq names its product P-loop containing nucleoside triphosphate hydrolase protein. The transcript is spliced from 2 exons. The coding region runs from base 1 to 1479 and encodes 492 amino acids. Gene Ontology annotation, biological process: ribosome biogenesis. Gene Ontology annotation, cellular component: nucleus. The record is from RefSeq and is a predicted model, not a curated record. NCBI's taxonomy places the organism in Eukaryota, Fungi, Basidiomycota, Agaricomycetes, Gloeophyllales, Gloeophyllaceae. Gene Ontology annotation, molecular function: nucleic acid binding; ATP binding.